CUAAACCUCUUUGCACCAGGGGUCCCUCCGCGCCAGCAGCUAAUGCCUGUUAGCUUGUCGGUGGUUAGCAGCUACGUACGCAGUCAGUUGUGGUAGAAUGAGCCCGACAGGAGUCAGGUCAGUUGACAUUUCAACCCCCACACGGACGCUGCACAUCAAUCUGGGACGUUUCUGAAGCCGAACCGCCGCGAGUUUGACUCUUAAUGCCUCGAAAACACCGGUGAAAAUCUUUUGUUGUGUUUUCAAGCUAAUUAGCUAGCUAGCCUCCGGGAUGACUUGACGACCGCAGCCUCUGACUUCCUCGACCGGUCCCUGCAUCACUGCAGCUCAGUCAGAUAGAACGACUCCUCCACAUCGUACCAUCUGCGUAGGGCUGACCCCCCACCACAUCCUUCUAACAACCUGUGAGUGAACGGUGCUCGCGCCACAGAAGAUCCUCUGCCAACGUCCUUCAACAAAGAGAGACGAUGUAUUGUCUACAGUGGCUGCUCCCCGUGCUGCUCAUCCCCAAACCGCUCAACCCAGCGCUGUGGUUCAACCACUCCAUGUUCAUGGGCUUCUACCUGCUCAGCUUCCUGCUGGAGAGGAAGCCGUGCACCAUCUGCGCCUUGGUCUUCCUCGCUGCCCUUUUCCUCAUCUGCUAUAGCUGCUGGGGCAACUGCUUCCUGUACCACUGCCAGGACGCCGCGCUGCCGGACGCUGCCCACGACCCAGCCAUAGUCGGAACCUAGGAGGGUAAAGACGGGGAGAGAUAUCGGGGGGGGGAGGGUGAAGGGUGAUGAGGCUUUACUGUAGAAUGAUACUGCCAUGAUAUAAGAGGGGACGGACCACACUUUUGGGGGUCGGAGAGUGGUGAGGUGGCGCUGAAUGGAGGCUGGAGGGUUGUUCUGCUGAAAAUACAGAACACUGUCACAGAGGCUGUGGGGGGGGGUUGUUUUUUUAUGCUGUCAAGAGAAACUGACUUAAAUCUGAGGUGGUCGGAGGAGAGGAGGGAGAAGCUACAUCGGAGGAGACGUGGACGAGAGACGGCAGCGUAGAAACUUGAAAUGUGCAGACACGUACACACGGACACGUGUUGACUUGAGGAGAGAAACAUUUUAUUUUCUGAAUCUUUCAUUCCAGCAUUUGAAUGAAAACCAGACGAUAUUAAUAAAUAAAUAUAUAUAUAUAUAAAUAAAAAUACAUAAAUACACCACAGGUGACACAGGGGUCAUUGUGGCCGCUGUGUUUCAGGUUUCAGUUUUCUGCUUCCUCUCUACUUCAACCAGAACUUCUCCAAAAACCUGCAGGGUCGUUGUUUGAGAAGGAUUCGACGGCCUCAGUCCGCCUGACCCCGAGGAAAUCUCCAGACGGAGCUCAGGCGAUUCGAGUUUUCACGCUCAGUCCUCACAGUUGUCCGCAAGCUUUCUGUACCUGGUGGAGUCGGCCUGCCUCUCAGAGUCCAACCUUUCCCAACUCUCUCUGCACACGUAAUGCUACCCUUCACAAGGAGAGCACACUGGACAAUCAAUAACUGCUGUGAAUAAUUCCUCCUUUGCCGCAUUGCCACACACACACGUACACACACAACUCAGACGGCGUAAUAAUGCUGAGGAACUGUCCCGUCGUUAUUACCCAGCGUGCACUGCAGCUGCUCCUCCGCUCAUCUUACUCCUCCCGCCUUCGAGGGAACGUCCCCGAUCCGCCAGACUUACGAUUUGAUCUUUAUUUGUUCUUUUUGGUGUUUUUUUUUGUUUUUUUUUAAAUCACGCAUGGGUUGACGUUAUUUUUUUCGUUUCAUGUGUUAAGUUCACACACAGAUUUUAGUGAGUUUAAAGAAAAUGCCGAACGUUUCCAAAGGGUAUAAAAAUCUCUCUGUGUGUGUGUGUGUGUGUGUGAAUGUGUGUGUGUGUGUGUGUGAGUGAAUGUGUGUGAGUGUGUGAAUGAAAGGUUUGUGUGUUGUGUGAUCAAGUCAUGCUGAUGUGCGCAAAAAAAACCACGUUGACGCAUGGAAACAAGCAGCAGGGGGCAGUAUUUCCAGCAAAAAUAAGCAAUACAGAGUGCUGGCUGCAGAAACUCCGUUAUCAACAAGUUUACUGUGUGUGUGUGUGUGACUGCUCUAAGUGUUAUGAUUACCUGUUGGACACAGGCUACGGUGUUUAUACUGUGUACCUAAUGGUGUGUGUGUGUGUAGCCUUGUGUAGCAGUGCACAUCAUGCUCACUGCUACCUGAUUGCUUUGGUUUUAAUUUAAAUAAAGUUUUUUCCUCUCAACAUG
Messenger RNA from Hippoglossus stenolepis (Pacific halibut), 2256 nucleotides. It is a transcript of the gene blcap, whose product is annotated as bladder cancer associated protein. Lineage: Eukaryota; Metazoa; Chordata; Actinopteri; Pleuronectiformes; Pleuronectidae. The transcript is spliced from 2 exons. The record is from RefSeq and is a predicted model, not a curated record. The coding region runs from base 468 to 731 and encodes 87 amino acids.